Molecule: messenger RNA, 3717 nt
Organism: Cuscuta epithymum
Lineage: Eukaryota; Viridiplantae; Streptophyta; Magnoliopsida; Solanales; Convolvulaceae
Source: the annotation of a GenBank genome assembly
GUUUGUCUGCCGUUUCACUCUUCACGCUUUCUACGACCGAUCUUUCUCCUGAAUCUCGAACAUGGAGGACACCCGAGGGAAAAGAGUGGCCGCCGUCUACGAAGCCGUGUGGGAUCUGGUGAUACCUUACAUUCACGAGUCGAGAGACCGUGGGUCGGUGUCCCUUGUGUGUAAGCUGUGGUACGACAUCGACGCCGGCACGCGCAAGCACGUGACGAUGCCGUUAAGCUACACCGCCACGCCGAGUCGUCUAUCCAGACGUUUCCCCCACUUGGAGUCGCUCAAGCUCAAUGGAAAGCCACGCGCCACCAUGUUCAAGGGCAAGCUCAGUAUACCGGAAGGCCCGCUCGAUUACGUCAUGACGUUAAACAAAAGCCUCACAGAGGAAGACUGGGGCGGUCAAGCCGCCCCUGGGUAGAAGAAAUCGCCCGCGCUACACCUGAAGGCGGUCACGAGUCCUUGAGACAAUUAAAGGCUCUCCACUUCCGCAGAAUGAUUGUCACCGAUUCCGAUCUGAAUAAUCUGGCUCGCUCGCGCGGCUUGCUUCUUCAGUCUCUCAAGAUAGACAAGUGCUCUGGAUUCUCCACGGAUGGUCUGUUGAAGAUUUGCCAAUCCUGCAAGUAAAAGAAAGAUUUACUUUUUUGUUCCCUUAAGUGAAAUUUGUUGUUCUACAAAUUCCUAUAGUGUGCAUGUUUAGUUUCUUGGUACUUUAGUACGACUUCUUGUUCUGUGAAAUUCUUUUAAGUCUGUUUUGGUGAGGUGUGACUUGUGAGUGGUUAGUUUCUUUACCAAGGUGGGGAUACUUGUCUAGGAUUUCCAUAAAUUGCUAUAACUAGCAAAUAUGACUGGAUUAGCCCAUUGGUGAGAUUAGUGAUUACGGCUCUUCAGUUUCCUGGUUCUGUAGUGUAAGCUAUUGUUUUGUAAAUGCUACGAAGUCUUUUUGGUUUGGGACUUGGGUGGGAUUAGUUUCUUUGUACGAGGGGCAUUAUUGAACUAAUUGUCUAGGUUUUACAUAUAUUUCUAUAAUUAGCAAAACUUAUUGAAUUUCUGAUUAUAAUAAUACUAAUGCCUUAAAAGGUCUUUCUCCUUUUAAUUGCCAUUAUUUAAGUAUGGGUCGUUGGUUUCUUGGCCCUAUAUCAAAUCUUCUUCUUUACAAUUCUUUUUAGGCUGUUUGGGUGGGUUAGGGGUGGGGCUGGGGUUAGUUUCAUUGCCACUAAAGGGGGAUAUUAAACUUAUUGCCUAGGAUUGCAAUAAAUGAGUACAAUUAGCAAAAUAUAAUUGUUUCCAAGUUUUUUUUCCUAGUUACAUCUUCUUUGAAUUCUACUCUGUAGGCUUUAAUUUGGCCAAAUGGUGUUUCCUCUUCUUUCAGUUUUGGAUUUUUUGUGUAACGACUGUGAGGGAAAGUUCGGAGGUGGAGGGUCGGGAUGGGGUUUAGUUUUUUGUUCUAGAUAUUGGUAAAAUUGGACAGGGUUUUCAUGAAUUCUUAUAAUUAGAAAAAAUUGCUGGAUUAGUGAUUACUAAUUAUUUUCUCUAUGUGAAUUCAUUACUAGUUGUAAUUGUGGUGCUAAUUGUUUUAGAUGUUUUACUUACCUUUCAAUUUUUUCUUGGUGCUAUAGUGCAAUUUUUUGUUCUAAGUGCUGAAAAUGCGGUGUUGGUGUGUGGGUUGGUUUCCUUCACAAAGGGUGACAAUUGUCUUCAAUUAGCAUAAUUAAUGGAUCAGAGAUUAUUGGUUGUAAUUUUGAUCCUUUGACUUUUCUCUUGGUACUUUAACACCUUCGCUCUUUAGUGUAAAUUUCUUGAUCUGUAUAUUCUAAAAAGGCUCUUUAGGUUGUGUGGGUUGUUGGAUUUAGUUGAGCUAGUCUCUUUACUAAAACGGAAUAUUCAGGUAUUUAAUCUCAGUCUUGCUAUAAGUACAAUUAACACUUACGAAAAUGUUACAUAAGCGUAUCUAUUUUGUGUCACUUUUAGAAAAAGUAAUGAUAGUGAUUGACCAACAGCAUUUUCCAUAAAUGUAUGGGCUUCUCAUUAAUUCCUGUAAUUAGAAACGUUUACUGAUUAUUCUUUAUAUUACUGGUUGUUGCAUAUGUAUUUUCCUUUUUUCCCUUUCGAUUUUGAAAUCCAGGGAACUCGUCGUAGUUAAAAAUAAAAUCUAAAAUGACUUAUAUGUGUUUUUUCUUGCUCACCUUUUCUCAAAGGAACUUAAGCACAUUUGUUCUAGAAGAAAGCAAAAUACUUCAGAAAGAUAGGGGGGAAUGGCUUCAUGAGCUUGCGGUGAACAACAGUGUUCUUGAAAAUCUCAACUUUUACAAGACAGAUCUCUGGGAUUUCAGACCCGAAGACAUUGAAUUGAUAGCCAGGAAUUGUCCACGCCUUGUGUCAAUGAAAGUCUCUCAAUCUGACAUGUCUUCCCAUUUUGGCUUCUUUCGGGCAGCAACUGCAUUAGAAGAAUUUGCAGGCGGUUUUGUCCACGUACUGGGUCCCAUUGGUGAAAACAUGCAGUAUGCUGAUUUCGCGUUUCCUCCCAGGCUGUGUUCUCUCGGGCUGACAUAUUUCAGAAUAAAUGAAAUGCCAAUUCUCUUCCCUAUCUGUUCCCGUCUUAGAAAGUUGGAUCUUCUAUAUGCAGAAUUUGACACUCAAGGUCACUGCACCUUACUGGAAAAGUGUGUGAAUUUGGAAAUUUUAGAGGCAACAAAUGUAAUAGGAGACCGAGGAUUAGAAGUUCUUUCCCGCUUUUGCAAGAAGUUGAAGAGGCUGAGGAUUGAGAGAGGAGGAGAUGAAGACGAGCUAGGAAUGGAGGAUGAAGACGAACAAGGAAUGGAGGAUGAAGAGGGUUCUCUCACACAAAGAGGACUUGUUGCCUUAUCGCAAGGUUGUCUUGAACUCCAAUAUCUCGCGGUUUAUGUAUCAGACAUCACAAACCAAGCCCUUCGUUACAUUGGCAAGCACUUGAAACAUCUAUCUGAUUUCCGUUUGGUUCUUCUUGAUCGUGGAGAAAGGAUAACGGACUUCCCGCUAGAUAAAGGGGUGCGCUCUUUGUUAAGGGGUUGCCCUUCGCUUAUAAGGUUCGCCUUGUAUCUCCGGUCAGGUGGGUUAACUGAUAAGGGAUUGAAUUAUGUGGGACAGUAUAGCCCGAAUGUGAGGUGGAUGUUUCUUGGCUAUGUUGGGGAAUCAGACGAGGGGCUUCUACAGUUCUCAGAAGGAUGCCCGUGCCUGAGCCUGCAGAAGCUUGAAAUGAGGGGCUGUUUCUUUAGCGAACGGGCUCUUGCUAUGGCUUCAUCGAGGAUGACAUCUCUGCGGUAUUUGUGGGUUGAAGGGUUCAAUUCGUCUUCAAUCGGUUCUAUCGGUCAGGAUCUGUUGCGCAUGGCCCGUCCUUUUUGGAACAUUGGGGUCAUUCCUGCAAGAGGAGGGGUCAUGGAUGUGUUUGGAGGUAUUGAGCCCGCGUCCAUUGACCAUUCUUCCCAUAUGCUCGCCUAUUACUCACUUGAUGGACGGAGGACGGAUACUCCAGAAACAGUUGUCUGUUUGGACAGAAACAACAUGGAACUUGGUGGUUAGGGAUUUGUACUUUCCUUUUUACACCUUUUGUUGUUUCCAAAUUUCUACCGCUGUCAUAAACUUGUCUGUUUUCUAUGGAUUUAGUGUGUUUUUGUUAUAUGCCGGCAUGCCGCAAACAAAUACUCUACCAGAUCAUUGAGUGAAACCUUUCUGGUACAAUAU